AGGAAAACUCAUUUCGGUCGUCAAUCCAAAGUACAUGUACAUAUCAACCCAAGAGGUUGGGAAUUAUUGCGUAGUGACAUGGGAUUUUUUUCGGAACAGGACAUGAUGUGGGUAAACUUCUUUGAACCAAAAACAAAUUUUUUCAAUUAUUAUUUCUUUAAGUUAGAUGACCAAAAUGCAAUUACCAAGAUAUACAAAAAAUUUCGCUUUAUACGCAAAGAGACAGUGGACACAUAUUUAAUCCAUUUUCAUGGCUUCUACAUCGCACGAAUGAGUUCUUCAUUUCUUGAUGCAUUCGACGCCAAAACCCAUGACUGGAUCGGGAAAAUCAACAUUAAACGGAAAUACGGGCACUGUCUGUAUAGUUUAGACAGUUUUCAAUACUCGCUUGUUAUCGUAACAUACCAGUCCAUUUACAAACCUCGGCAUGACUACCGGUACACUUUUUACUUACAUAAGGAAGACAAAAAUAGUAUCGCAUUGAGGGUAAAUUGAUUUCUAUUUUUUGAAAAUUAUUAUUGCCGUAAAAAGAAACAUAUGUACUUUGUUCCAGAAUGAAGCGGUCGCCAGGAAUCUUAAAGGAAUGGGCGGCUUUUUAUUGAUCGAGGUUUGAUCGAGUUAUGAUCGAGAUUUAUAUAUACUCUUUAAUAUCAUAUGUACUUCAUCAAUUUGUACAGUGUGCAUCAGGCGAAAUUCUGUUGAACGGAAACACGUUUCGCUUGGCGCAUAUGGCACGAAUGAUUCACAUUAACUGAAAUGUUAGAAAAUACCAGGCACGCAGACGGUCAUCUCCUCCUCUGGCAGAGUCUGUUCUAAGCCUCAAGUUCUGUUUUCACUAUAACGCUGGCGUGAACUAAAUUUAGCGUUACCACAUUCGACAUAGGCCUUUGAUCUUUAAUGCCUUAUUUUGAGAAGCCCUUAGGAAAAAGUGCGAGAAACCGUUAAGAAGUCGGAAAAAGCCUUCUUCACGUGAUCUCUCGUCAAAAGAUGUACAAGCUUUAUUGUCUUCAUCGUAGAGACGCCCUCUUGCGGAUGGUGUUAACAAUCUUGCUUGUUUUACAGAAAAGUGGACGGGCGUCACUCCCUAGGUUUAAAUACGUGACUACAUUCCCGGAGAGGCCUUUAAAAAAUGAAGUUUACUCUCUCUGCAAGACUGGACACUGCAUCAGCCCCAGGAUCGCUAUCAGUAAAUACGGGGAUGUGGCCAUCGUUAUGAACAGGUUUGUUUACUUCUCAAGAAUCAGCGAACCCCGGAACCAUGUCCUCGUGAAAAGAGACGGGUUCUCCUCCCCAACGAGAGCGUCAUCUCUAGCUUGGUCGGAAGAUGGCGCCAGCUUCAACUUCUUCACGGCGGGACCCAAAAAAGAGUGCCGCGCACUUUUCCAGAUCGAUCUUAUUAGGGACGAAUAUAGCGCUUUUUCAAAUAUGACGAUUUUUCAAUACAAAACUAUAAGUAUAUUAACUGAUAUUAAUAUUACAUCUGUUCCUUAUUUGAUGAUGUAUUUACGCGGGCACAUGAUGGCCAUCUUCGAAGAUAAACCAGGUGAUCUGUACGUCUACAGUAGCAGUGGAGCCUAGCAUUUGUAAGCUUUCAGCAGAGCCGCAAAUGCACCGAUUUCCCCCAGUAAAUACUAGCUGAAAUGGCCUUCAAUAUAAACCAACAAGAUACCUACUACUAACUGUAUCGUCUACAACCAUGCGUCAACUGCAAUGCAUAAAAAAUGAUCGACAACUUUAUCAUAUCAUGUGCGAGUCAGACUCAUCAUUGCAAUACAUGUCAGCUUACACACAACGCUCAUGACUCCGGGAUACAAUCAGUCUUCAUCUAGAAAUAAUAAAUUAUGGAAAAACUCUGAGACAAUCUAGUCCAUUCAUAAAAACUUGGUACUGGUUUGCCGAGAUUUGAACAAGAUUCGAAUUGACUUUGCAAGAAGUGAGAGGUGAUAUCUAACGUUUUGAAAAGCUGACUUUAACUUGCCGGGCAAGGGCAUGGUGCUUUAUUACCUUUGAGGGCCAAGCUAUUUCUACAUCUUUACUGAUUGCUUUGACUCGAACAAACGCUAUGAAUUCCGACCUGGGUGUAUUCGGGAAGUGGCCUUUAACAGAAACCGAGAGCAUUGGAUAUCAUCGUUUUCCAACACAAUGUUUUCAAGCUCGUCAAGAAUGAAGGCCUAAACACCAAUUCGAUUAUGUCAUUCAUGUCGAUACCGCCUCUAGCAUGUCUAAAAAAAUAUCUUGUGGAAAAAAACAACACGAUUUUCGAAUUCGAUCUGACAACACUUGUCCAAUGAAGUGUCCGCCUGUGUAACGAAGAUAACCCUCAUCUAAUAAGGUAUUUGCCUUUGUAACGAAGAUAACCCUCAUCUAAUAAGGUAUUUGCCUGUGUAACGAAGAUAACCCUCAUCUAAUAAGGUAUUUGCCUGUGUAACGAAGAUAACCCUCAUCUAAUAAGGUAUUUGCCUGUGUAACGAAGAUAACCCUCAUCUAAUAAGGUAUUUGCCUGUGUAACGAAAUAAAACACUUUCAAAUAAAGUGUCUACCUAUGUAAGCUACAACACACACAUACAAUAAAGUGUAUUCCUGUAUAACAAUGACGACACUUCUCUUAUAAAACGUCUGCCUGCAUUACGAAGACAAGACAGCACUGGCACUGUUAUUGACAAACUUAUUAUUUUCACAACUAUUGUAGCUUUAACUGUCAGCAUUGGCAUUCCGAUGUUAUCCAUAGUUGUCACUGAUCACCUCCAAUGCUCCUAACAGUCGCUGCUACACUAUGAUAGAGUCAGUCUUCUCUUGGCUGUCGGCGGGAACGGACAGGCGCGCUGCUGAACUUUCGGUAGCGCUGUGACAUGUGUAGUCGAUAAGCUGCGGAGGAUUUGCAGUCGCCUCACAAUGGGACUACGUUAAUUCGCUCUUAAAGUGAUUCUCUUGCUUUAAGUUUUCCCAAGUUGGAAUGAUCAUCGUAUUGUUCUUACUCGAAGACGAGAAGACCGGUCGCUAGGCAAUGACGGAUUAUUACUCUCUUCAUCAGUGAGCCACCGGGCUCAUAGCAAAUCAGCAAGUAAAGUUUUAAGAAAUAGAUCACUUGUCUUGGAGUAAGGUCAUUGGAAUAGGCCUACACCUGUAUAGAACGUGCAGCAAAUGGGCAACUUGAUGGAUAGCAAAUAGCGCACUGGACGUUUGCCUUUACAGCAAAAAGGUAUUGUGACUUGCUGAAAAUUGGCGACCGGGCUGUCAGCGAGUAAGUCAUUGGACGUUCACCUUUACAACAGAAAGGUCUUGUGACUUUCAGCAAAUUGCUCAAUGAAUGGACAGCAAAUAGCCCAUUGGAUUGACAGCGAUAAGGUCUUGUGACCAAAUUGGCAACUGGGUUGUCAGCGAGUAAGCCUUUACAACAAAAACGUUCUGUGACUUGCAGCAAAUUGCCCAUUGGACUGACAGCAAAAAGGCCACAGGACUUAAACCGUCCCGGCAGCAAGAAAGUCAUCUGACGUGUACCUUUACAGCAAAUGGUCUUGUGGUUUGCAGCAAACAGGCCAUCAUAAAACUUUUUUUGCAAAUGGGCGACUUGACUGACAGCUACUAGGCCACCGCUGUUAAAUCCAGUAGGCCACGCUAAUUGCAGCUGGAGACAUUUUGUCAACGAAAAGGAUACAAAAUGGACUGUACUUGCAUACUGGUGAUGGUGAUGUUGGCCUGUCACUGGACGGGUGCGCUCAGACUCAGCAGGAUACAACUAGGUCCACUAUUUGAAGAUCCCGAUGGUCCCGCGGCAGUGGCAUUCCGUUACGCGAUAGGAAUACACAACAACAACCGCACAGACUCUACCUUUAGUUUCCAAUACUACUCCACAUCUUUCAAGCCAAUUUCAAAAUCGGAUGACGCUGUUACCUAUAUAACAUCAGUUUGCGAAAUGAUGGGUAGUGGAUCGUUCGCUCUCAUAGCCAACCACAAACCAUCAUUAUGGAAUAUAGCUAAAUCGUAUAGUGCAGCCUACCACAUGCCUUAUUUUACUGUCGCUCCUGUAACAGAGCCAGAGGAAGACAAGGAGAGUUACGUCAUGAGUAUGCGGCCGCCUGACACUGAUGCUUUAGCUGACGUCAUAGACUUUUUUAACUGGAGAAAAAUUCAUUUUGUAUACAAUAUUUUCCCAGCCCUGGACCGUUUAGAGCAGCUCAGGACUGCGUUACGGAAACGAGGGAAAUACGUGGACGUCUCCUUAAUCCGAGUCCGGGAGCUACGCAACGUGUCCGACGAUCUCCGACAAAUCAACACUUCCUUAAUGCUAACACCUCACGCGAACUGUAACAUACUAUUAGACUUGGAGACGCAGGAUGACACAGCCACAGUCAUUAAGGCGCUUGUCGAUAUGAAGAUGAGCACAAAGAGAUAUCACAUCCUAAUAACGGGCAUGGAUGUCAAAUCGUAUGACUAUGAAAGCCUAAGUUCAACAGGAGCCAGGGUAACCGGGAUGACACUGAUAGAGGAAUCAAGACACGAGGUGAAAGCCUUCUUAGAUGGAUGGUCAUCGCUUGACCCGAGGCAGUGGCCGGGCGCAGGAGAAAAACAAGUAACGUCCACAGCGGCGUUAGUAUACGACGCCGUCAGUGUAUUCAGUGCAGUCUUGGACGGCUUUUUACAAAAGGACGCUGACAUAUUUCGGAAUACGUUUCGGCGAGGUCUCGUUUACAACAAUAAUGAAAAAGGCAUCCAGUGUCAUGUUCAACCUCGGCCCUGGAUGCAUGGGAUAAUGCUAAGAGAUGGGUUUAAACAGGUUGAUAUUCAGGGACUUACUGGUAGAGUAGUUUUUACCGAUUCGGGUCAGAGGAAAAAUUACAAGUUGACCAUUAUGACGGCAUACAAUAGGGCAUCUUUGAGAAAGAUUGGUGUCUGGACUGACAUCCGCGGGUUGAAAAUCACCGAUAAAAAUGCUCACGUACUGACUGACAUCGACCAGCCAGAGAUGCCCACCGACCAAGUGAUAGAGAUUGAGCGAAUUCUCGGCGAUAACACCAACGGCCCAGCCAAACGACUCGAUCCCAAGGAAGCAUGCGGAGGGAAUGGGGCAGAAACAUUAUCUAUCAUAACACCAUGGACAGUUAUAAUCACAAUUGUGUGUACAUGGAGUUAUUUACAAGGACUUGGAUAUUUAUCGUAGUGUUUCGUGAGUUAAAUUGUUUUAUACGUUGAAAAAUCAAGAGCCAAGUAGAGGGUGAUCUAAUGAAUAAUGUGAACAUCAUAUGUAAAUGUUCGCUUGAAAAGUCCGAUAACCUAUCACAUGUUAGGUGCUUGACGCUCUACAGCCAAGCGAAACAAAUGUGCUUAUUUCAAUAACACAAUAACAAAAUAUUGUUGUGAAACUGUGCAUUUGACAUGUCACUUCUCAUGUUUCACUUGUCAUGAGUUAACUGAUUGAGGCUUGAAAACACGAUGUUGGAGUGAAAAGUGACCUCGUGAAUCGUAUGUAGCCCGCUCUUUGGAAAUGACUUGUUCGUUCUGCAUGUCACACAUGAAUGGCGAACAGUGGCACGUUACAUGUGAAAACGUGAACUACUGUAUAAAUCAUCGCGGCUGCGGCUGGGAGUUUAUUUAUAUUUACUGACACAGUGUUUGCUUUAUCAAGUUCACUGUGGAAACAGCUAUAAAAAGCUAUGAUAUUGGUGCCAAUUUGCUAUUCUCUUGUAAGCUGCACUGAUAUUUUUCAUCAAUCGAACCAGCUUCUAAACUUAUCAACAUCUAGAGCCAACGCUAAGAAACCUGCUUGUAGUUCAUGGCUCAACAAAUCAUCUUGGGUAAUAGAAAUGCUUAUUAGAGUCGCUGUAUUGAUUUACGCUAUGUUUGCCUAAUCACGAGUUCUCACUGAGGCGCCAGUCUGAGGUUUUUGGGUACAAACUCAGUCAAUGCUCCGAACUAUACAUAAGACAGGUUUCGCAACCCAGACGAAAAGCUACAAACGAGGGAUGUACUAAAUGUAUAUUUUAUCGACGAGUUUUCCGAUUUCUCGUGCUCUACGAAGUAUGAAAGCUUAAACGAAUAAGCACAUAACUUGAUGACACCACUGACUUACGUACUUCGUCGUUCGUAAGGGUUGCGAAUCCUCCCUAUUAGCGCCACACUGAUAUUUUGAAGUACCUGAUGACCUCAGCUUAGAAAUCGUAGCAACAGUUGUAAAAGUUCUAAAAAUUGUAAUGUAACUACAGCGACAAAAGGUAAUUGAUCGGAUUACGCCCGGGUUGCGAUUUCUCGACAUUCGUAUACGAGGUACCGGCUUAACUACAACUCUUGCACUGUCACUUGUCCAUCUUGACCACCAAGGUUUUCGCAUCUUAUCAAGAUAUACCCCGCCUAUGGUUAGAGGGAGUGUAGACCGGCCAUGAGGUUCGGGAUGUCAGGCGAUUGAGUUAGGAAUGUGGCAUUGAAAUGUUGAGGACAUAAUUAGUUCUAUGAUGCCAAUGCUAGCAAGAACUAUCCUGUCAUAUUCCUAAAACGAUGUUGGCACCAUGCAUACAGUUACUGCUUAUCCUGCAAACAGAGACCAAGUCAGUCACACGCAAAUAUAUCAUGGGUAUUAUACUGUUAACUGGAAGAAAAAGCCAACUGUUAAUAUCCCAAAAGACGCCAGAAUCAUGUUUAUGCAUACUUGAUGUCCAAGGAAAAUAAGACGAAAAAUACACGUUUUAUAGGAGUUGCCAUGGUAACUGUUGUUUUUGAAUUGCCCAUUGGUGCCAGACUGACAACCGAUGAAAUACUUUUUUAUAUGUUCUGCGUCCGAAUUAGAUUGAAUGCCAGCAAACGAAGGGCGGUCGGUGGUAUUUUAUUAUCUUCGUAAAUGAUUCGUUUAUUAUAUGAUUUAUAAUCAGAGAUAUGUUGAGUUGUGAGCUGAGCAGAUACUAAAGAUAAUUUCUCUAUCAGGCAUGCUGUAAUGUAACAUUGGAGGAAAUGUAAUGAAGCGUACUUGUAUAGCUCUUGAUAUUGUAUAACCCCACUGUCUCAAAGCUGUCCGAGAUAGUUGCCUCUAAGAGGGUAGGCCCGGGUUGCGAUUGCGGCUGAGGCGACAGGUUUACCAGCCAGGCAACUCGCUCUGAGGCGUUUGUAAUGUAGUAAUGUGGUGUAUGAGGAAAGGAAAUGAAAUGUGUGUUCUUCUAUAGCGUUUUAUAAUGUACAACUUUACUGUCUCAAAGCUGAGAGAGAUCGUCGCUUCACCAGGGGUAGGGUUCUGACCCAUGAUCGAUAGGCGUCAGACAGGAACACGGCCUCCGAUCAAAACAAAAUGUUUCUAUUCGUUCGCGAUUUCGCACAUAACUAUAAUUCUGGUUUUCGUACCGUAUACUUGCCUGGCUGUUGACGUGGCGCGUAAAUCAACGGUCCAAAUUGGAAACUCAGAUAUAUCCGAAUGUUUCCUCCACUCAGACAACCCUGCUGCAUCACAUUAUCACAGAAUCCCAUUAUCGCUCGGUUUAUGAACCAGGUAUUACAUUCAUACAACCCACAACAAGCAAAACAUUAUCAGAUUCCGCAUCAUAUAUGUACCGAUAUUUGUAAGUCACUCAAUGAAAGCAAUGACUCGAUUUCCCAAUACUCGAUGCUUUCCAAUAGGUCAGGAUGGUAACACCAAGCUGACCAAGACGUAUCAUCUUCCGGCGCGAGAUGUUUCAUCUUCCGGCGCUAGCUGUAUCAAUGGUUCACCGUAUCAAUCUCCUAGAGCACGGUGUAUCAGUCUAGGUUGGAAAUUAAAGUACGAUUAUCGAUAUGGGUACAUGUCUGAGAAUUAAGCGAAAAGCUGAUGUAACUAUCUUACAUAGGAAAACCUGUGGACUUACUUGAGUUACCAAUAUAAGAAGGGCUCAUGAUAGCUAACGCCUAUAGGUAUACAUGGAGGAAAGGUGUAAUCCUUUUAUAGGAUACUGCAGAGGUGUCACUAAGAACUGUUUAUACUGUAGCCCAAGCAAACUUGAGGACUUAAUUGAGUUACCAAUACAUAUUAUAAAGGGUCGCGAUAGCUUACACCUGUGGGUAUCAUCUUCAGGAGGCAAGGUGUAUCGAUGUAUAUUGGUGAGGAAGUUAGGUGAGAUUCUCAGGUGAAAAGGGUAUCAUUAUCGAUAAUGGUAAAUUUGUGUCACUAUCGGGUGAAGACGAUGAAGCCAUAUCACUGACAUGGUUGUAACAGACGCCGCUAAUUGUGACAGUUAUGUUAUUCUGAACAGAACGCCUGGUAAGGUCAAGGUAGGAGACAAGUCUGGUAUUAUAAAUCCGACCAGCGUUCAAGCGAAAAUAAGUGAAGCAGUAGCGCAGUGGGAGAGUCGGCCUCGUGAUUAAGAGGUCAUGGGUUCGACUGCUUGGUUCCCAUACUUGUCGAGUUCAAGUGAGCGCCUUCUGGUUGCUCCUUGGAAACCCGGAUUGAUUUCUGUUGUGACCGGGGUAUUAUGGUAUCCAAAAGAGUGCUUUGAAGAGGAAACAUGGGAAAACGCCAUAAGAACUCAAUAUUUUUAUCAUGGAUCUAUGAUGAUUAUAACAAACCUCCUUUACACCCGGAUCCCAUAAUUGAUUCUAUAACGGGCAAUUAUAUAUCAAAGUCAAAGACGUUAAUGUAUCAAUCUGGGCAUGAUUGUUAAAAAACAGUUACGUGUAGUCACUAACCUUUUGUUAACUUCAACUUGACCUUUUAAAGUAUAACGUGCUUAACUGAAGGAGGCACCCGUUCAACACCCGGCCCUGGUGUUAAACGGUCAGAACCAACUACUCCUGUUGCUCGCCACGAAUCCAAAGACUUUCCCACAGCAGUAGACCAUUUACACAUGCAAUUAUUUCAACAAAUCAGCAUGGCCUACGAUCUGUUAUAUCUUCUCAAGAGGCUGGCGUAUUAUUCUACUUUGCCAAGAAAAUAACGCCUUGGUAUCUUGGUUCUUUUCACCAUCCGCUAUAUCUCCUUAUAUUAGGCCAUCUCUCCAGCCGAAAGUCCAUCGUCAUGCGAUGAUAAGAGGUGUUGCCUGGCUUCAUCAGGACGUGAGAGAACAAUCAUCUUUAUGCACCUCACAAAACCUCUUUGUAAGGAUUCUGGUUGCCCAGUGCAAUUUAAGCUUACAUAUUAUUUAAGAAACAAAUUAUUGGUAGCAAUACUGUUGUGUGUGUUGUCUUGACACGGUGGUAGGGCAUCCGACAAGUGAUUGGCAGGUCGUGGAUUCGAGACUCGGCCAGUACCACUCGGUACAUUCAACUGGCCAGAGAUUGCAAAGUGUAGUGCAGAAUGUGCCCUGUUAGGUUGAGGUUAAGAAAUUAAUGUAAAGUGUCGAGACAGUGAAGUUGUACAGUAUAAAGCGCUAUAAAGAAUAUAUAAUUUCAGUGCAUAACACAGGGGAUCCGAAACGAUUGCAUCCCAUACACACGCAAAAGUGUGCAUGCAUGGAUCAUUGAUGGGCCAUAUGGAUCUAGGAUGAUCAUUACCAACAACGAUUUACACUGGGAUCCCAUCAUGGAUUCUAUGAUGGCCGAUGGUAGAUCCACUGAUGGCCCAUGGUAGAUCCACUGAUGGCCCAUGGUAGAUCCACUGAUGGCCCAUGGUAGAUCCACUGAUGGCCCAUGGUAGACCCACUGAUGGCCCAUGGACGUCUCAGUGAUGGGAGCUCCAUCAUAGGCCCAAUGACGGUGGGGCCCAUAAAAAUGAACCUAAGAAGCAAAGUACAAAUCCAUUUGAGUAACAGUCUUCAGAGUUCUGGAGAAUAAGGGUAGUUCACCAAUUCUGAUAUACAUUUUCUGAUGGCGCGUCAAAAUAUCUACAACUGAUUCCAUCCAUGGAUCAAUGAUGGGCUCAUGGUAGAUACGACCAUGGGUUCCAUCCAUGGAUCUAUGAUUGGGAUUCUCCAUCAUCCAUCCAUGGAUAGGCCCAUGGAUGGAACGUAGAUGAUUAAUCGCCGUCAUUGAUCCAUACAUGGACGGCACUUUUACCUAAGUGUACACCAUGGGAAAUUAAUCGUUAACGAUAAAGCUAUAACGUCAAAUGUUUCUGUUAGUUUAGGUCAUUUCGUUGUGCCAUCUUGAAAUCGUUGAAUCUGAUACUCUAACAUUGUAUCAAUGGAUAUAAAGGUCAUGUGUAUAGUGUGAAUAGUGUAAAAAUGUACAGAGUCAACUAUUCUUCAUUUGGAAUCUUUGUAUACAGGGUGUUUCAAUAAAGUGGCGGUCCUAAUCAGUGGUCAGCAUGUUCGUUCGGUUCAUAAUUUUAAAAUUUAAAUGAAGUGUUACAGGUUUUGGGGUUCAGAGCUCACAGUUUACAAUAUCAUUAUUCUAUUAUAACAUGUUCGAGCUCAAGUCUUUGGUUCACCCUGCAUAUACGACAUACAAAGGACACCGCUAAGAUAAGAGGGACCUGUGUGGACAGGCGACCCGGCAAUUCUCCAAAAGGCCAAAUCGGUCAUUUUUUAUAGUCAAUCAGUGAUCGGAAUAUUUCUUAUAUCAUGAAAUUAAAAAGGGAUGUGACCUAAUAUCGUGAAUAAGUUUCGGCAAAGGUAAUUAAAGGGAAUCAAAGCAAAACACCGUAAAAGUUCAAAAAUGUUAAGAUCCACAACAUAAUAUUGGAAAAGCUACGGCGAAAAUAGCACAUUAUUCAAUGCUAUCAAUCACACACAGCACAUCCUUAAAGGAUGUCCUUAUAGGAUGUGCUGCCUGUUAUCGAAACAUCUUGACAACAGUGAUGUACAUGUAAAUAGCCUUUUUUCAUCUUUGUUUUUUAUUUGAUUUCUUAUGCUUAUAUGUAUAUUGUAUGGCGUGCUUCCGUGCAAUUGACAGUCGUUGUGAAAGUGAAUGAAGUCCCUUCGGUCCUGUCAAAUUGUUUAGUGGAAGAUUACUAGUACGUAAAAAGCUAUAUGGCCUCCACUUGAAAUUGGGAAGUAUUUAUACUAGAAUGUCGAGUUCUCUGUAUAAGCUCUCAGGGGACGACGAUUUCUUAUCUGCACCCGUUUAAAAAAUAAUGAUAUAUCUUUCUGUUUUACAACAAUCCAUUAAGCCAGAACAUAGAUAGACGGUAGAGUAAAAACACGAUUCGCUGAGACUGAGACUUCAACUUGACAUCACGGCUGCAUGCCGAUCUACCGUCUUUGUGCGUAUUACCCAAAGGUGGAGACUUUAGUAUCGAGGUUUACCCCCUGUAAGUCGGCAUGCGCGACAGUUACUUACAUGAUUGUUAUACAGUUGACAAAUGUUUCAAAAUAUCGGCGAAUCACUGAGAGGUAUUACAUCGGAGACAAGACCACUAAUGAAUAUUCAUAGGUUGGAGGGUCGCGGCCUAUCAAUUAGACGAGUGCAUGUUUUUUACUCUCAAGUACAUAUUUGGAGAGGUAUUGAAAAAAUAUUUGCUGUGGCAAGUCUACAGAUAUAAAGAAAUUAUUUGAUGAAAAAAUUAAUUUCGAAUUUUGCUAAUUGGGUAAUAGGGGGCGUGUUUUGAGUUUUUUCUGCCAGUUGGCUGAAAACAGUGGAAAUAUCAAAGUCUGUCUAAUUUGUCGAUUAUAAAAAUAUUUCCGUGAUCAAUCACCAAUUUCCAUCGCACCAGUUACUCGCAAGACUAACCCGUAUAUCAUAUCCGAAUUUCAGUUUCACUACUUGACGCGUUCUUUGAUGCGUCGCGGUCAAACAUUGACAAUUUAACUGCUAAAAGGCUUAAAAAAUCAAUUGUGGUCUUGUCUCAUCGUGGUAUUAAAACAGGUGAAAUUGUUUUCACUGUUCAUGUAUAUAAUACAUACAUGUAGCGUGAUUCACUCGUUAUUCAAUGAUAUCGUGAUGUAUACUGAGAAUACAAUGCUCUUGUGUAUAUCGUCUUGUUAAUGAAUGAUGUUACACUGGUCCAUUAAAAUACUUUUAUGAGAAAA
Molecule: messenger RNA, 11855 nt
Organism: Lineus longissimus
Lineage: Eukaryota; Metazoa; Nemertea; Pilidiophora; Heteronemertea; Lineidae
Product: glutamate receptor-like
Exons: 11
Coding region: 3659-5158 (499 amino acids)
Biological process (GO): modulation of chemical synaptic transmission; synaptic transmission, glutamatergic
Cellular component (GO): AMPA glutamate receptor complex; plasma membrane; dendritic spine
Molecular function (GO): AMPA glutamate receptor activity; transmitter-gated monoatomic ion channel activity involved in regulation of postsynaptic membrane potential
Source: RefSeq, a predicted model, not a curated record